AAAUUUAUUCUGUGAUAAAACUGCGUUCAGUGUUCAUUUGAUUGAUAACGCUAAAGAAAAUUUUAAAUUUUGUUGAAAUCUUUAUAGUUUGUUUAUCUAAACGUCUAUUGCUGGGUGAUGUUAAUAUUCGUUCAAUUUUCAGGUUUAUGAAUUUCCAAUAUGGAAACGUACUACGUGUGCGAUGGAAAUCUAGUUAAACGAGACACUGAAAUUAAUUCUAAAGAUAUAUUUGUCAUUGAAGAACCAUUUGAAACAUAUGACAAUAGUAUUAUUCAAGAUGAGCCGCCACAACUAGAAACCGAUAUUCUUGAAGAAUCUCGUAAAAGAAAUUGUCGAGAAUGGAGUCAAUAUGAAACAAAAAUUCUUCUGGAAAUGUUUAGGAAAAAUGUUACUCAAGUAGGACCGAUGAAAAAAUUUAAAAGUAAAAGAGAAAUGUUCAAGUUUAUAGCACAGACAAUAUCUACUAAAUUAAACAUCACCAGAAGUGCUCAUCAAUGUGAAAAUAGGUAUAAAACGGUAGUAAAUCAACGAAAAGUUGGAAGUUCAAUACUACAAAAGCCUAAAUCUAAUGUUGAAAAGAAUUUAAAUGAAGAAAAAAGAUCUCAAAAUGAUGUAUCAGCGUCAGUGUCAGCAGAUCAUGAUUAUAAUGGACAAAACUCUGGAACUAGUGGUCAAUGCACAACGAAAUCCAUGAAUGAAUGGGGUGUUGAUGAUACUAGGCUCCUAAUGGAAUUGUACAAAAAAAACAUUUCCAAAGUUGGAUUGGAAAGAACGUUCAGGACUAAAUUAAAAAUGUUUGAAUAUAUUGCAGAUAGUAUUAACAACAUACUAAAUAUCACAAGAACUGCUGAGCAAUGUCUAAAUAGAUAUAAAACCAUAUUUAGAAGAAAAAAUUUUAGACAGAAUAGAUUAAACAAUGAUAUUUCUAUAAAUCACAUAGCAAUAGAAGAUAAUUUAAAUAACAGUGAUAAUUCAAACUGUGAUACACAUUUUGUUGAAGACUUUUAUGAAACUGAUCUUAACACUCACAUUUAUGAUGGCAAAAUAUUAAGAAAGGUCGUUAAGCAGCCAAAGAUAGUUCCUAAACUAUUACCCCAAGAGCCUGAUACUAAUCAGGACACAGUGUUGACAAAGACUCUUAGAGAGAUUGCCAACCAAAAAGAAAAGACACUAUUAAAAAUUGCGGCAAACCAAGAGCGUGCAGAAGAACGGAGGCAUCAAGAAACUUUGGCACUUAUACGACAACUUGGUGAAACUAUUGUUCAAUACAUCGGAAAUCAACAAGGUGUUACAUCUGAACAGCAUUAUUAAACAAUAAUAUAUUUUAAAAAAUUUUUGUUAUUAAUUAAUUACAUAUUUAUACCUUUGAUAUUUUCAA
This is a messenger RNA of Melanaphis sacchari, 1378 nucleotides long. RefSeq lists its product as uncharacterized. Bases 160 to 1311 code for a protein of 383 amino acids. The transcript has 8 exons. The record is from RefSeq and is a predicted model, not a curated record. NCBI's taxonomy places the organism in Eukaryota, Metazoa, Arthropoda, Insecta, Hemiptera, Aphididae.